Molecule: messenger RNA, 2313 nt
Organism: Entelurus aequoreus (snake pipefish)
Lineage: Eukaryota; Metazoa; Chordata; Actinopteri; Syngnathiformes; Syngnathidae
Product: N-terminal EF-hand calcium-binding protein 1-like
Exons: 12
Coding region: 127-1209 (360 amino acids)
Biological process (GO): regulation of amyloid precursor protein biosynthetic process
Cellular component (GO): cytoplasm; endoplasmic reticulum; Golgi cis cisterna
Molecular function (GO): calcium ion binding
Source: RefSeq, a predicted model, not a curated record
UACUAGUGAGCACGGUGCAAAGCGUCGACUUGCAUCCUACCUCCAUCCAUCUCAUCCUCACACGGCGGCACAGUAUCCAUCUAUCCAUCCCAGGCAAGGUGCACCCGAGCGGGCUUUAGCGGCAGGAUGCUGGCGUGUACAGAGAUGAUCACCAUGUGUCUGCAGUCAGCCAAGCAGCAACAUCUCAGCAAGCAGCAGAAAGCGUGUGACCACAACCAUAACCACACUGCACCCCUUUUUCACGAUAUAUUCCGACGGGCAGACAAAAAUGAUGACGGGAAGCUGUCCUUGGAGGAGUUCCAGUCAUACUUCAGCGACGGCGUCCUCACAGAGGAGCAGAUGCAGGAGCUUUAUUAUUCCAUCGACAGGCAGCACACAGACAACAUGGACAUCGAUAAACUCUCAGAGUACUUCAGUCCACAUGUGGGGGAGUACGUCAGUGUCCUGUCUGCUUUGGAAAAGCUGAAUGUGGCUAUUUUAAAGGCCAUGGAUAAAACUAAAGAGGAAUAUCAGGGCUCCUCAGUGCUGGGUCAGUUUGUGACACGCUUCCUGCUCAAGGAGACCUCCACCCAGCUGCAGUCCCUGCAGUCAUCACUGGACUGUGCGAUGGAGGCCGUGCACGACCAAGGCUGCACUGGCAGGAGGACAGUGAAGAAGCCAGAGGACCUGCCCAUCCAGAGGGUGACCAAACGUCCGGGCCGACGCAUCCAGAAGAACAUGUGUCUCUCCCCGACGGACCCUUACUCUGGCAUGCUGACCACAGGGGUCAGCGUGGAGUCAGACUACCAUUGGGGCUCCCAGGUUGACCAGUUGGAGCAUCUCAUAGAUAAGCUGGACUGUGAGAGUCCACAUUUGGAACCUCUCAAAGAAGACACACUGGCAGGGACGUAUAAAUCGAACAUUCUUCUGGUUCAAAGACAAAUGUCAGUGAAGGAACAAGACGUAGAGAACUUUCAACAAGCUCUGAAGAUCUACAUAGAGGCCAGCACAGGACAACACGACAACCUGCACAUUUCAGUCCAGAACUUACCAGACAGAUCUUGCUUCAUCAUGUAUGAAUUUUGGCAGGAUCGCCUCUCCUGGAUGAGCUUCCUGCAAUCGACCAUCAGUAAGACGUUCCAGCGCUGCAUCAUCGACUCACUGGAAGAGCCAGAGAUUGUCUCCACUAUGCUCCUCCCAGCUUCCUGGUGGAUUAUGAACAACAACUGACGGAGCAAAGCCGCUUUGGAUGAGCACAGAUUGGAAGAGAAAAUGGGAUUUGUUUUUCUUGCUCUUUUCUUAAAGAUAUUCUCAUUUUCCUGAAGGCGUGUUGGCCAGAAUAUUUGUCGCAAAGCUUUGCUUCAAUGUAUAAAAUGAUGAAACCAACCUUGAAUAGAAGAUAAUGCAAUACUUAAUUGAGCGAUCAGGAUGAAUAGUAAUAAUAUUGACGGGGCACACCUCUUACUCUUAAUUUAUUAGAAGCACAAAACACUGAAAAUAAUGCAUGAUUUCUUAUAGAUACUACUUUGUCAUUUUAUGUCAUGCUAAAAUAAGAAGUUCAACUUGACUCCUUUUUUCAAUAUUAAUACUAAUGAGUUAUCCUCAUUUCGUUUUGUCCUCUUUGUGAUGUUGUGUGCUAUUAUUGCUAUAUAGCCUCUUUCUGCUAGUGGAUGAAAACAUCCUCGAGAUUAGACAAAAAAAUGUUACUGACAAUAAUGAUGCAUAUGUAACUCCUUAUUCUCUUUUGUCACUCUUGCACUUUAGGGAAAAAAAACUUGGACCUAAUUGUUCAAACAGGUAGAUUUUAUGUAGAUUGUAAAUGUAUUCUCAUCGAGUUUCACUGUAAAUAUGGCAACAUUAGCAGACAAUUAACACCUUAAUAACCAAAUAACGUAAAACUCAAAAGCCAGUGUUAUAACCAGUGGACAGUCAAGUACCGGUAGAUGUUUAUAUUUUGGAUGCAGAAAGUGUUUUGUGUAAUGACACUAGACAAUACAAGUGUAUUGUGUACAGUCGUCAAUGAAAGUAGUGGUUGCUACUACUUUAAUGUGAUGCGUGUUUACAGUAUGUGCAUGAUGUAUAAAUCAUAGAGAAAAUAUGUCACGCUUUUUAAUUUCUUAUUUGAUCAAGAAUGUGAAAUUGUUCUGUGGAUGUUCUGUUUGUUUUUUGGCAUGCAAUAAAAUUAAUGACAUGCACAAAAGGUUGACAUUCAUGCAUAAUGGACUAUUUGCAAACUUCCGAAAGAAGUGCAUAUAUAGCUUUCUCCUGGUAUUAAAGUAUUAACUGAAUCCUAAGUAAAGUAUUAAUGUCAAAAGGCAGCAUAUCAUCUGUGGG